This is a messenger RNA of Panicum hallii, 1669 nucleotides long. RefSeq lists its product as uncharacterized. Lineage: Eukaryota; Viridiplantae; Streptophyta; Magnoliopsida; Poales; Poaceae. The record is from RefSeq and is a predicted model, not a curated record. The coding region runs from base 146 to 1315 and encodes 389 amino acids. The transcript has a single exon. Gene Ontology annotation, molecular function: protein binding.
UGCACUGCAUCACUUCAGCACGGAACACUGCAAAACAAAAUGGCCUCCUCGCCCCUUAUUUCCAUCGCGUCUUCUUCCUUCGACUCGAGAAUUGUUCUCUGCCGCUCACCGAAUUCCGGAAGCGAUUCGCUCAAACCUGGCCGCAAUGGAAGCCGAGAGGGAGGGCGCGGAGCUCACCGCGCCGCCGCCGCCGGCAGCAUCGGCGGCCGCGGUCUCAGUAGUGUUCGACGACGACGACCUCCUCCGCGAGAUCCUGCUCCGCCUCGGCUUCGCCACCACCCUCGUCCGCGUCGCCCUCGUCUCCAGGCGCUGGCUCCGGCACGCCUCCCACCCCGCUUUCCUCCGCCGCUUCCGCCGCCUCCACCCGCCCGCGCUCCUCGGCUUCUACCUCAGGGAACUGGGCGCGUGGGCCCCGCGGUUCGUGCCCGUCUCGCGGGCCCCGGAGCUCGCCACCGCGAUCCGCCGCGCGGGCGCCGCCGAGGGCCACUUCUUCAUCAGCGACUGCCAGAACGGGCGCCUCCUCGUCACGGACUUCGACCCCACGGCCUGCCGACACGCGGUGCUCAGCCCGCUGCGCCCUGCGCGUGGGAAGGCCGUCCUCCCGCCGGCGCCGAAGUGGAGUCUGAUAUGGUUCUUCCUCCCCGAGAAAGCCGCCGGCUGCGACGACGACGGCGCCGUCGCGGUCUUGAUGCUGCCGCUUGGCACGAAAGCAAAACCCCAAGUGGAUCUGCUCACUUCAGGAUCUGGCGCCUGGGUCGUCCGUCGCACUGCGGUGAUAGAUCUCCCGGAGCCAUUGCCUCCAAUUGCGUACACACUUCCACCGGUUGAAGGCAAGGUCUACAGCUUGACCAAGUGUGGGCACAUUCUCCGGCUGGAUAUGGCCGCCGCGGAGAGUUGUCUUCUCCAGCUGCCGGACAGAGUAAGCACAGACAACUUCACGCUCUCAUGUGGCGAGGAGGGUUCUGUGCUGUUCCUCAUCCACGCUGAAGGGUAUCUGCUCAGCAUCUGGCAGCUUCCGAUGACCAGCAGCGAUGCCGAUGACUGGGCGGUGGUGUACGACAAAGUUCCUGUGCGUGAGGCGUGCAGUCGUCGUGAGGAUGUUAUGGUGCUGGCAGUUGAUGACAAUCUCGAGUUUGUGUUCCUGUGGCUGAGGUCAAGUGCGGUUCUCAUGCAUAUGCAUCUGGAGAGCAGGAGCGAGAAAGUGUACGAUGAAUUGAAGGUACGUGAUGGGCGCUUCUUAGAUAUCAACCCCUUCAUGAUGGUUUGGCCUCCGGUCUUCCCAGCAUUGAGGGAUGACGACAAUCUUGAUGGAUGAUCUCUUACCUUGGUAUGAGAGUGUAUGACCACUGAGCACUUUUUGUAUGUAUUUCCCUCCCUGUCUUUGACUUGAAAAUAUCUGAGUAAGCUUGUGAUAUAUCUGUUGAGAUUCAGAAUCUUGUAACCUGACUCUGACUUUUGUAGAGUGCUCGGAUCUCUUAUUGUUUGCCUUAGUAAGACUAAAGCUUAAUAAUUCCUUUACUGGCAUAACUUUUGUAAUGUUGAACUUCUGUUCUGCACUGAGGUGGGUAAUAGAUGCAGAGGAAAUUGAAAAGAUCUGAGUGGGUAAUCACAGGGUCAUGUCUCUCUACUUGGUGUAAAAUGCCUGUGAUUAACCUGUUGAAUUAGAAUA